This is a messenger RNA of Lathyrus oleraceus (garden pea), 696 nucleotides long. RefSeq lists its product as uncharacterized. Bases 1 to 696 code for a protein of 231 amino acids. The record is from RefSeq and is a predicted model, not a curated record. Lineage: Eukaryota; Viridiplantae; Streptophyta; Magnoliopsida; Fabales; Fabaceae. The transcript has a single exon.
AUGGUUGUAUUAGUUAGUUAUAGGAAGCUGAAAUAUGUUCCAGUUAUUUACGAUUUAUCGCUAAUGUUGAUUUGUUCAUUUAAUGUGAGAGGCUUGAGUGUAAGGAUAAAGAAAAAUAAGGUGAGUGAGUUUAUAUUUACUAAUGGUUUAAAUUUUGUAGUUGUUCAAGAGAGCAAUUUGUCAGAGGUUUAUGAAUUUCUCGUGUUCUCAUUGUGGGGAAGUCCUCAUUGUGAUUGGAGUUUCAUUUUGUUUGUGGGAAGUAGUAGAGGGUUUCCAUCUAUUUGGUGUAGUUCUAAGCAUAAGUCAUUUUUCUCUUUCCCAGGCCCUGGUUUUUUAGGAGUUUGUUUGGAAUUGGGUGUUCAUAAGGCUGUAUGUUAUGUUGUUAACGUAUAUUUUAAGUGUCUCGUGAAUGACAUAGAGGAUAUGUGGUUUGACCUUUGCUCCUGUAAAACCGAAUGUGGUGGUGUCAUUUGGUGUGUUAUGGGUGAUUUCAAGUUUGCCAACUAUCCUAGCAAGCGGUUGAGGGGUCAUAACUCAUCUACUUCUCUUGGGAAUAUUGAUUGUUCGGCCUCUAACUUUAUCUCUCAGAUGGAGUUAGUUGAUCUACCCCUCUUAGGUAGAAAGUUCACAUGGUUCCAUCCAAGAGGUGACACAUGUAAUAGGUUGGAUAAGAUUUCAGUUUCUAAUGGUUUGUGA